Branchiostoma belcheri (Belcher's lancelet) is the source of this 5616-nucleotide messenger RNA. Its product is annotated as double-stranded RNA-specific editase 1-like. Gene Ontology annotation, cellular component: nucleolus; cytoplasm. Gene Ontology annotation, molecular function: double-stranded RNA binding; double-stranded RNA adenosine deaminase activity; tRNA-specific adenosine deaminase activity. Lineage: Eukaryota; Metazoa; Chordata; Leptocardii; Amphioxiformes; Branchiostomatidae. The record is from RefSeq and is a predicted model, not a curated record. Gene Ontology annotation, biological process: RNA processing; adenosine to inosine editing.
UGUUUGUGAUCUUGACAAGACUUCAAGAUGGCUGACUUCAAGAGCGAUGCUGUGCCGGGCCUGGACCUCGCUAGCGGCUCCCAGGUUAUUAGAGAAGAAAGAGACCCCGGUGCAGACUUUUGGCAGCAAGUGAUUCCAAAAGUUGAAACUGACGACAAAGACACAGGUAGCACAAACGGUGAUGUAAAGGAGAACCAGAACACGCCCCACGAGAACGUGCAGCCAGACAUCACCAUGCUUGACACAGACACCAUCUCCCUCAAACGGCCUCUGGAAGAGGACAUCUUCUCCCCACCCAAGCGGCCCAAGAAGAAGCGGAAAAAGUCCCUCGGCCCUGCCCUCCCCAAAAAUGCCCUGAUGCAGCUGAAUGAGCUGCGGCCGGGACUGCAGUUCAAGUUUGUGUCUCAGAGCGGCCCCGUACACGCCCCCGAGUUCAUCAUGUCGGUCGAGGUGAACGGCCAGACGUUUGAAGGCAGGGGCGGUACAAAGAAGAAGGCAAAGCUCCACGCAGCAGAGCAGGCCCUGAGGUCCUUUGUACAGUUUCCAAACGCGUCGGAGGCCUACCAGGCCAUGGGACGCAAACCUGCCCCCACCAACACUGACUUCACGUCAGACCACGCAGACUCAGACACUCUCUUCAACGCGUUUGAACAGAAACCCAACGAACCCCAGGCAUACUCCCCCGACCGCCCUACAGACGAAGCCACUCCACUGAACGGUGCAGACCUCCCUCCCUCCGCUGCUAUGCACAGUCCGUACGGUAGCGCAUACACACCACCCGGCGGGAAGAACCCCGUCAUGAUCCUGAACGAGCUCAGACCGGGGCUGAAGUAUGAGUUCGUGUCGGAAACCGGGGAGAGCCACGCCAAGAACUUUGUCAUGGCUGUGACGAUAGACGGGCAGACUUUCGAGGGCUCCGGGAGGAAUAAGAAACUGGCCAAGGCACGAGCGGCACAAGCAGCGCUGCAGAAGAUCUUCAACUACCAGUUCACCCCCUCCCCCGGCAAACAACCCAUCAUGAGCUCCGAGGGGGUCCCCAUUCACCAGACACAGGCCCUGGCAGACCAUAUAUCCCGGCUGAUCCUUGACAAGUUCAGUGAGCUGACCAAUGGCUUCACCUCCCCCCACGCUCGCCGUAAGGUGCUAGCAGGGAUGGUGAUGACUAAAGGCACAGACGUGGAGACAGCCGAUGCCAGGGUCAUCUCCCUCGCUACUGGCACCAAGUGUAUCAACGGUGAGUACAUGAGCGACCAGGGCAUGGCGCUCAACGACUGUCACGCCGAGAUCGUGUCCCGACGGUCACUCCUACGUUACCUGUACUCCCAGCUGGAGCUGCUUCUGGACGCUGACGAGGAGAAGAGGGAGGAGAGCGUGUUUGAGCCUAAGGAAGACGGGAAGGGGUACCGGCUGAAGGAGAACAUCCAGUUUCAUCUCUACAUCAGCACAUCGCCCUGCGGCGACGCCAGGAUAUUCAGCCCCCACGAGACGGCCACCGACGCCGAGGCCGCCGACCGCCAUCCCAACCGUAAGGCACGCGGGCAGCUCAGGACGAAGAUCGAGUCCGGGGAGGGCACGAUCCCGGUCAAGUCGUCCAGCUCCAUCCAGACGUGGGACGGGGUGCUGCAGGGGGAGCGGCUCCUCACCAUGUCCUGCAGCGACAAGAUCGCCCGCUGGAACGUGCUGGGCAUCCAGGGGGCGCUGCUGAGCUACUUUGUGGAACCGAUCUACCUCAGCAGCAUCAUCCUGGGCAGCCUGUACCACGGCGACCACCUCUCCCGCGCCGUCUACCAGCGCCUGGGCGAGCUGGAGCAGCUCCCGCCUCAGUACCACCUCAACCGCCCCCUGCUGAGCGGCAUCAGUAACGCAGAGAGCCGACAGCCGGGGAAGGCGCCCAACUUCAGCGUCAACUGGACGGUGUCGGACGCGGAGCUGGAAGUGGUGAACGCCAUGACGGGGAAGGACGACCACGGCAGGGCGUCACGCUGCAGCAAAUACUACUUCUUCCAGUGCUGGAACAAGCUGUUCGGGAAGCUGUCUUCGACGACUGGCAGGCACGACAGCGACACGCCCCGCCAGUAUUCCGAAGCAAAGCUCCUGAACGGCGACUACCAGGCAGCCAAGCAGGAGAUGGUGAAGGCGUUUCAACGAGCUGGCCUGGGACUGUGGGUGAACAAACCCAUCGAACAGGACCAGUUUGAACUACACGAGAUGUGAGGCAAUGCCGGAAACCUGCAACCUGGUAGGGGAGGGGUCAAAAACAUGAAAAUUUCAAACAAAACUACACAGGAAACCACUUCAACUUGUGGAAUACUUUCUUGCGACUUUUCUGAACACUUCGUUGAGUUAGUUGCUCUCUGAUGUUGCCAACACAGAAUAGUAAUAGGAGAUUCACAGAUAUCUAGCUGAUUGUGAAAACAUCAACUCUUCUUCCAUGUUUCAUACUGUAGCAUUUAUAAGGAUGCGCGUUGUACAAUUAUUUCAUCUCAUUAACGUUCAGUCAUUUAAGACUGAAAUCUUUCCAAGGCAGUAGUUCUAGUGGUUUGAGACUAAGGCUAGGGAUGUAGACUUCUUUUAUUACUUUUGCGGUUAGUAGUUUUGUUGCUUGGUAUUUUAGUUUAUUUUCAAUGCUAAUACAUUCAGUAUUUGAUGUUUUUGUGUUGCUCAUCUUUUUUUAAUUCCACUUCCUGGACCAAUGAAGAAGUGGGUAAGAAUUAGUUCCAUUGUUUUUAUGGUCCAAGUUUGAACAAAGCAAUUUUCUGUGCCAGUUUUUUCACAGUUCGAUUUGUUUUUGAUCCAAGUAUAUGAAAUUUACAGCUAUUCUUGUUGUUGUUGUGGACCAAUGUGCAAACGUAUGAUAUGUUGUGAUGAUUAUUGUUAUGAAGUCAUAUAAUAAGUAGGGGAUAUCCACCCAACCAAGUAAUUUAAGAUGUAAUGUACUAAUGAAUACUGGUUGCUGUGUACAGUGCAGUGACUGUGCUUACUACUUCAUAACAUGUUGACUUUAUUUCUUUGCGGUGCAACCAGUUUAGCUUGUCUUGAUAUUUAAAUCCAUGCAGCAGUGGUAACAGUUUGCCUCUGCUCUCCAGUGCUGGAUGUGGUAGAGAUGCCACCUAGCAGAAUUCUGUAGAACUGUACCUCACCAUUUUCAAGUGCCCCAGAUCUAUCAUCAUUUCAUUGACAUUUCAACCAUCAAGUGUAGCAUUGUACACACUAAGGCAAGACUGGAAGAAAAAUAUUUUACGUAUUAUUUUAUUUUGUAUGUUAUUUUAAUUUGUCAUAGAGUGCGGUAAGCUGGAAUAGAAAGACUUUAAGUAUAGAGUUGAGACCUUCUCCACUAUGGGUGAAGCAUAGAAGUAAAUGGUUAUAAUAAUUAACAAUUAUGAAAACUACAGUCACAGUUGUAGGGGCAUCUGUUUUGAAGUGUUUUAAUUAAUGUAGUAUUUCAGAUUAUCAGUAUUGUUUCUUCUCACAGUCAGACAUUAGGAGAAAGAAAACAAGGUCCAGAUCUAGAAGACGUAAGAUUGGCUCCCCCAGAGCAAGGCCCAGAGUAAAAAUUUUCUUUUAGUUUUCUUUCUAGAAAUUUUGGCAUGACAUUACUGUUUCACACAUUCUAAGAACAUUGUAUGAAGCAGUAUUGGUGGUCUAGAAGUUCUACUGCAGUUUCCCCUACAAUUGUACAUCAACUGCUCAUUAUUGACGAUAUUGUAAAAUUUGCUGCACAUUUGUGUCUUUCUAUGGUCCUAACAAAUUUUAGAUGAACUUAAGUGACUGAUGUAUGAUGGAAGCAGGGCAAACGGUGUACAAAGUUGUUACGAACUGCUGUCAAUCUGGUAGGAGCUCUGUGAUUGGUGGAAAGGAGCUAUACAAGCCAAUCAAGUGUUUCUACAUAGAUUAGCACAAGGUUCUGUUUGUCAUGAUUCAUGGACCUUGCAAAGUUGAAUAUUGAAGAAUUCUGAGAAAUUUGCAAUAUUGAUGAACAAGUUCCUGGUUUUGAUUGAAGUCCUUCAACAAAGUCUGCAUUGUGAAGUUUGUUGUUGAGUUUUGAAAACGUUUGCAGAGUCCAUGAUUUUUGACUGUUUGAGCCCAAGUAAUCUGGUGCCAGAUUCCUGUUGUAGUCAGGGAUCCUCUGUAAUUAUAAUCUGUAUAAGUGCAUAGUGGGAAAAAUACUGCAGUUUGCUAGAAACAUCAAGUCUCCUGUUGUUUUUCUGAGUCCAGUGUGGUAUGCAUUUAUUCAUUCAGUGAUCCUUUCUUUCUACUAUCUUUACUUAUGGAAAGAUUUGCUAGUUUUUCUACAUAUAGAUUACGACAUUCAUGACAUUUCUAGGGUACAUUCAUUCAUUGCUGUCUUUGAUAGAAAACUCCAAGCAUUUUUUGUGAUGGAUGGAAUUCCCUAGAUAUAGAUUGAACUUAGGAAAUAAGUCUUAAGUGCGGUUUGGCAGUUUUCCAUGAAUCCAUGUUUCUACUUGAUUGCAGUUCCAACAGUUUCCAACAGGUGGCUACUGUGGUCUCUAUAAUUAGAAGCUAAACAAAUUACAGUAUAUCCUCCCAGUACAACUGGCUGUCAGAAUUUCACCUAACUAUUCCAUCCAACUACCUGUAUUUUCUUGCAGUUCAGCAUUGAAAUGGUUAAAGGAAGUGAUUACUUUUAAACCAUGUAUUGAUACCUUGUGAUGAUCGACUCGGAAAAUGUCUGGCACCGUGUAUUGCACUUUGUACUAGAGUAGGACAUAACCUUUUUAUAACAGUUUAACUCACUCACUCACUAUCCAGGCUUUGAUUAUACUGCUGCAGGGGUCCCUUACACAGGGUUAGGCAGCAGUCAGCUAACUCAACCACAGAAAACAUCAUCCAGUCAUUCUCAUGACCACCUAUCAGACUACAUCAUUUCACAUACAUUCGGAACGUUUCUGAAAAUUUUACAACCAUAUAACUUCACAGAGCAAGAAAACUAACCAUCAGCCACUGCUCAUUCUUAGCCACUUUCACAUCUUGAUGUCACCAUCCCUUUCCUUGUAAUUACUGGUGUCUAUAGACCCGAGAAAGAAACUAGAGCCAGCUAACUUUUUGAACCAACUACAUGUCCUAAUGGUCUCCACAUGUAAAUACAGCUUUUGGAGUUAUUUGCACAUUUCAACUGGAUUCUAAUCUAAGCAUUGUAAUCUUUGAUGUGCAAAUUCUGAAGUGCAGAGAGGCAUUUCUUGUGCUCAGAAUUUCAAUCAGUUCCUACAUUUCAUCUGCAUUAGUCAAACUAACAACUACUAUCCUUGACAUUGUAGUGCUGUGUAACCUUUGACCUGUGAUCUAUGACCUGUACUUGACCUAUAAGCUGUAGUUUGUAUAUUUUUAGCAGAGUACAGAAUAUUUGUACUUAACAGUAACAACGUUACCUGUACAAACUGAAGAUGAUCUAAUGGUGCCCUAACUUUCACUCAUGUGCGACAGUGCCCUAUGAUAAGUACUAACAAUUUAAAAUGGAAAGUAGUUAUAUGAUAAGGAUGAAGUCUUGUUGAAGACUAGAUAUGUAUCUGCUGCAUAGGAAACUCUGUAAUUCCUGUAUAGUUUAGCUGAUUUCCUCCUUGUCACAAAAACUGGCUAUGAUCUUUACAGGCAAUAAAU